GGUUGAUUCCGUGCGCCGGUUUCUUGUUCCCUCCCGGCUUCCGUCCUUCCCUUUCCUGUCGGUGCUCCGUCGCAAUGGCCAAGAUCAAAGCCCGCGACUUGCGAGGGAAAAAGAAGGAAGAGCUGCUGAAGCAGCUUGAAGACCUGAAGGUGGAGCUGUCUCAGCUGCGCGUCGCCAAAGUGACCGGCGGCGCAGCCUCCAAGCUCUCCAAGAUCCGGGUGGUUCGCAAAUCUAUUGCCAGAGUGCUGACGGUCAUUAACCAGACCCAGAAGGAAAACCUCCGGAAGUUCUACAAAGGCAAAAAGUACAAGCCUCUGGACUUGCGGCCUAAGAAGACACGUGCCAUGCGGCGUAGGCUAACCAAACAUGAAGAGGGUCUGAAGACUAAAAAACAGCAGCGGAAAGAGCGCUUAUACCCCCCUCGGAAAUAUGCUGUAAAGGCAUGAGCCUCAGAUCUGUAACUGCUCAAAAAUAGAUUUUUUUCCAUUAAAGGUGUUGAUCUUUGGAAA
Molecule: messenger RNA, 509 nt
Organism: Sceloporus undulatus (fence lizard)
Lineage: Eukaryota; Metazoa; Chordata; Lepidosauria; Squamata; Phrynosomatidae
Gene: RPL35
Product: ribosomal protein L35
Exons: 4
Coding region: 75-446 (123 amino acids)
Biological process (GO): translation; maturation of LSU-rRNA from tricistronic rRNA transcript (SSU-rRNA, 5.8S rRNA, LSU-rRNA)
Cellular component (GO): cytosolic large ribosomal subunit; ribosome
Molecular function (GO): mRNA binding; structural constituent of ribosome
Source: RefSeq, a predicted model, not a curated record